CUUGAUCGAUGCCCCACCAAAACCGACUUUUCUCCUUGAACCUCCAUCACACCACCGUAAAAGAACUCGCUUCGUACUCAACACCGGCGAGUAACUUGCAAGAUGGAUUCAGAAGAUCCCCAGGAGCGUCCCGAGGACAUCACAAACAUCAUCAACGGCCUCGAGCGGUACAACCCCGAGGCUGUCGGUAACCUUGAGGACUACCUGCGCCUGCAGUGCGAGAACAGAUGGACUGAUUCUAAUGCGAACCGGACGUUGCUGAAGCUGUAUCAGCUAAAUAACGACCGCGUUAAGGACGAAGUCAUCACCAACAUCCUCGUCAAGGCCCUAACCUGCUUCCCGUCCCCGCAGUUCGCGCUGGCGCUGCACUUGAUCCCGCCGCACCUGAUGGCGCCGAACCCGCGGGCGGAGCUGCCGGAGGCGAUCGCGAAGCUGCGGGAGCUGAACACGCAGCUGCAGGGGGCGCAGUACGCGCGGUUCUGGGCGACGCUGGACUCGGACGACCUGUACGCGGACCUGACGACCGACAUCGACGGCUUCGAGGAGCUGAUCCGCGUCCGCAUCGCCACCCUCGUCUCCCACGCCUACCGCGAGAUCGAGCUGAGCGUGCUCGAGCAGUGGUUAGGGCUGGAGGGCCAGGCCGCCCUCAAGUUUGUGACUGAGACCGCCGGAUGGAAGGUCGAGGGCGGCGUCGUGAAGAUCCCGAAGAACCCGGAGAACGAGGCGAAGAAGAGCGAGGUCCGCGAGGAUGUUAACGUGGAUAUGUUCUCGAGGGUUAUUCGACGGGCUUGGGAGGAGACUGUUUGAUCGUCUAACUAACCAAACGAACCAAACCAAUCAAUCCGUUUAACCUGCCUACCUAGAUACUUGGGCCGGUUUUCCGCGUCUGGGGAUGCGGUCAUGGUCGGAGCCAUGAGUGGUGGGAAGGGGGACGGGACGGUGGACCUACGAAACCAGCAUUGGGAAAAGACACGGGAAGAUACCACCGUCUUGGGCGUUACGGGUGACAGUUCGGGGGUUCCGAACUUUUGACUUGCUGGAUGUGCGGCUUGCUUACUUGUCCCUGCCGUCGGUAGAUAUACCUACAUGGGCGGUUAUGAGAGGUGGGAAAUGAAUAAAAAUGAUGAUAUGAAUAAAUUCGUCUUAUUUGAUGCAAA
This is a messenger RNA of Annulohypoxylon truncatum, 1157 nucleotides long. Its product is annotated as eukaryotic translation initiation factor 3 subunit K. The record is from RefSeq and is a predicted model, not a curated record. Gene Ontology annotation, biological process: regulation of translational initiation. The coding region runs from base 103 to 807 and encodes 234 amino acids. The transcript is spliced from 2 exons. Gene Ontology annotation, cellular component: cytoplasm; eukaryotic translation initiation factor 3 complex. Gene Ontology annotation, molecular function: translation initiation factor activity; ribosome binding. Lineage: Eukaryota; Fungi; Ascomycota; Sordariomycetes; Xylariales; Hypoxylaceae.